This is a messenger RNA of Paramecium sonneborni, 2680 nucleotides long. NCBI's taxonomy places the organism in Eukaryota, Ciliophora, Oligohymenophorea, Peniculida, Parameciidae. The record is from the annotation of a GenBank genome assembly.
AUGGAAGAAUUUUUAAGAUCAUAAAGAAUAGGCCCAACUUCUUUAACUCAAUAAAUCACUUCAAAAUAAGAAUCCGCAUCACAAAUAAUUUUAGAUGACGAAAUUUAAUAGGAAAGUUAAAGAGAAAUCAUUGAUAAUAAAAGCUUCGAUAUGAAUAUGUCUCGAUUUGAAAGUAAAGUAAUUACUAUAACUAUUGAAGUCUGAAUUUAGGAGAAAAGGACUAUCCCCAUUUCGAACUCUGAAAACUCUUCAAACUUAAAAAUAAUCAAAUUUCAUACAGAAUUUUAAAUUGUAGUUGCAUGUUCAUCGAUUUGUAAAUAACAUCUUUACAAACUCAUAUAUAUUAAGAAAUAAUUAGAAAUAGAAAAUAUCAGAUUAAUUAUUUGAAAAACCUUUAACUUCUUAGAAAAAAGGAAAUAGUAAGAUAAAUUUAUAAUUAAUUGUAGUUUAAGACACAUAAUCAUGGAUUCCAAUAUUUUUACCCUCUACAAAUGUCAUAAUAAUAUGGGAUAUAUUUGGGUUUCUAAAUAAUCUAUUAAUGCUUUGGCUUACACCAUUUUUAGGAUCAUUUAAUAAUUAUUAAAAUGAUAUCAUUUAGGCUCUUUAAUAGAUCAUCCUAAUAUUUUAAAUCAUUGAUUUUUUAGUUUAAUUUAAUAGAGGAGUAUUUAUUUCUGCAAUCCUUAUUACAAAUAGAAUGACAAUAAUAAAAGAAUAUUUAAAAUCAAAUGCUCUAGCAGAUUUUUUUAGAGUUUUUAUAUGGUUUUGCCUUAAGCAUGAUAUUUUAGUCAACGGAUUUCUAGAAAUUACAAUUAUAUUAGAAAUUAUACUGAUUUAUUAGAAUAUUUAGAGAUAUCUUGCUGAAUAUUUCCAAUAUUUUUAUUUGAAAGGAGGUUAAAAUGCAAUUCUAGAUCUAACUUAACUAAUAAUUCAAAUAUAUUAUUUUGCCCAUAUAACAGCCUGUGUUUGGCAUUAUACAGGAGAGAAAAGUCAAUAUUUAGGAACUUCUUGGUUAGUUGAACAUAAAUUAACUGAAUCUUCAUCUUGGCAUUAAUAUAAUGCCUCCUUUUAUUGGGCAACUAUGACAAUGACAACUGUUGGUUAUGGUGAUAUUUCUGCUUCAAAUUAAGCUGAAAUGACUAUCUCAUCAAUUAUUAUGUUUUUUUCCAGUUAUGCUUUUGCUUAUACUAUGAGUUCAAUUGGAAUUAUUUUAAAAAAUCUUUACGAUUCAAAAUAAACUUAUAAGUAAAAAUUAUUUAAUAAUUUAGAAAGAACUUAAUUUAAAUAACCUAGUAUAUGCAUAAAAAUUAGGUAGAUGAAAAUAUUCAAGGUAGGAUUAGAAAUUACAUUAGAAUUCAUUCUAAUUCAGAAAAGGGAGAAAAUUAAGCUGAAAUAGAUAAUAUUAUUAGUUUAUUACCAAGUAAUUUAUAAAAAGACUUAAAUACUGAUAUUUAAACUAGAGUUCUUAAAAAAAUGAAGCUCAUUAUUAAUCAUUUUACAAAAUACACUUAACAAUAAGUUGCAAAAAAUCUUGAAUUAAUUUAAUUUUUACCUGGAGAUAUAAUAUAUAAAUAAGGAGAUUCUCAUGAAGAUAAUCUGUAUUACUUAUUCUUAUCAAUAUUAGUUAUUUUAUAUAGAAUGGAGAAGUUAACCUCAUAGAACUCUAGACUGAAAUUAAGUUAAGGAAUUUAAAGAAUAAUUCAUAUUUAGGUUAUUAUUCUUUUUUUACAGGAUUUUCUCCAAAGGAAACUGCAAUUAGCUAAGAUACUAGUCAGCUUUAUAGAAUUAAUAGAAAAAAAUUUUUAGAUAUCAUUAAACAAAAUUAAAAGGAUUUAGAAAUUUUUCAUCAUAUAAAAGAUAAAAUGAUUUAUAAAUCAAACUUUGUAUUAAUUGAUCACAAAUGUAACUUUUGUAAUAGAUAUGUACAUCAAGAAAUUGAUUGUCCAUUAAUUUAAUAUAAACCUGAUUUGGAACGAAUAUUAAAAAAAGAUUAAUUCAAAGAGAAGUUAAAUAUAAGAAGGUUUUUGCCAAGAAAUAAAUCAAAAUUUAAUUCUUUACUUUAAAAUUAAAUGGUAGAAGAAUAAUUAAAACUUUAUUAAGAAGAAAAUUUACUAUAUGACGAUUUAAUAUCUCAUAAUGAAAUAUAAAAUGAUAAAUCUGUAUUUUCAGAUCAAUAAAUUACAUCUUAAUAGAUAAUAACAAGUGAAAAAGAUAUAUGUGCAGAUUAGUAAGCUUAAAGAUAAAAUUCUAGAAGAACAACUUAGAAUAUUUAAGGAAAAUCAUGCAAAAGUAUCAUAUGUUUAUAUUAGGAUUAUCUUAUUUGAAAUUAAAACCAUGUUUUUAGGAACCAAAAUCAUCAUAAAGAAGAAUAGGAUCUUCAAAUGAUGAAAUUUUAGUACCUAAAGAAUAGAAUAUGAUUGAAGAGAUGGAGAAAAUAUUUAAAAAAAAUUUAAAAUCAUCUCUAAAUAUAGAUUCAAUAUCAGUAAAGUCAUAGUAUUAUAUGCCUUAAUAUUAAAUUGAAGUUCAAAUAAAAUUAUGGAUUAAAAGUUAAAAAAAAAGAAAUCAUAAAUUUUGGAAUAUAUAUAAAUAUUUAAAAAAAUAUACUUUUUCAAGUUUUGUAAAGGAGGCAGCAAUAAAGAUGAUGAGUUAGGGUAAAAAAAUGUACAAUACUCUUUAGGUUUGA